Messenger RNA from Drosophila arizonae, 2273 nucleotides. RefSeq names its product DDB1- and CUL4-associated factor 6-like. Gene Ontology annotation, cellular component: Cul4-RING E3 ubiquitin ligase complex; cytoplasm. The record is from RefSeq and is a predicted model, not a curated record. Gene Ontology annotation, molecular function: protein binding. Gene Ontology annotation, biological process: positive regulation of transcription by RNA polymerase II. Lineage: Eukaryota; Metazoa; Arthropoda; Insecta; Diptera; Drosophilidae.
UGCUACAGCUGAGCUCGCAAUAAAAAUAAAUAUCGAAUUUGUGUUUGUGUGUUGCUGGGCCAAGGAGUGAUUUGUAAUGUUUUUCCGCUGUCUAUAAACAAGUAAAGCCUCCGAAGAUGACCGCCAGACGAGAGCGACGCAGCGUCAACGAAUGCAUCUACAAUUUCCCGUACUAUGGGCACCAGGCGCAAUCGAAUCUGCAGGCCAGCUGCAAGAAUUCGCUGGACUUUGUGCAGCGCUUGAGCCUGAUGAAAACGCUGAACGUGCACAGCGGAUGCGUGAACACGGUCAAUUGGAAUGCGAGCGGCACAUUGUUCGUAUCCGGAUCGGAUGAUAACUAUUUGGUGGUGACCGAGGCCAAGCGCGGACGUGUGGUGGCCAGGACCAAGACACAGCACAAGCGUCAUAUAUUCAGUGCACGCUUUAUGCCCUUCACCAAUGACCAGGCGAUUGUGUCGUGCUCCGGCGAGGGCAUUGUUCUGCAUACCGAAUUCCUGGCACCCUACGGGCCCGGCCGCACCUCCGAGGAGGUGAACAUCGGCGAGUCGGGUCGUCAGGCCAGCUUCUUUGACUGUCAUGCCUUUGGCAGCACCUACGAUGUCCUGCCCAUACCGGACACUCCUCGGGUCUUUCUCAGCUGUGGCGAAGACGGCACCGUGCGUUGCAUCGAUUUGCGUGUGAGCAGCCGCUGUGCGGAGUCCGUGUGCGAUAAACAUAUCUAUAUAACCGCACCGUGUGCCAUUACGGCCAUGGAUGUGGCACCGAUUAGCCACCAUAAGCUGGUCAUCGGUUGCUCGGACUCGAUUGUGAGGCUCUAUGAUCGCCGCAUGCUCUCGGCUGGCUCGGAUCGCGAUCGCAUCACCUGGCCGCUGAAGGCCUAUCCGAUACCCAUGAAAUAUACACGUCGUCACUAUCGUCCCACCUGUGUCAAGUAUAGCGCCGACGAAUCAGAGCUGCUUGUCAGCUACUCGAUGGAACAGUUAUACCUAUUUGAUUUGAAUCAUCCGGGCUAUAAUGAUGCCGAUUUGUUACGCAGUGGCUGCUAUACACCAAAAUUGCGGCGCGACAAUGAUCCAGAGCCGCAAAUGCCGCGAUUGCGUUUCCGGGGCGAUUGGUCCGAUACGGGACCAAAUUCCAUGGCCAAUAUUGACCACGAUCCGAAUCGUUUGAAUGUGGGCCAGGCACGCCCACCCCUGGUGCCCAGUGUGCUCCGUCGUCUGAGCGAUGAAAUCAUUCGCAUGCUCAAUUCUCAAACAAAUCAAAUACACGCCAUCAAUCCAGCCAGCCGGAGCAGUAGCUCCAGCUCGCGCUCACAUCACAUGUCCUGGCAGGAUGCCGUCUUGCGCACACUAGACAACCAGAGCGAGUCGGCAACAAGCCGCACCAACAGCCUGCGACUCGUUGCAGCCAAUGAAAUCACCCAGGCGGCAAUGGCCGCCAAUAACAACGCCUCAGCUAUCGAUGCCGUUGAGAAGCGCGAUGCUGUAAUGGAGGCUGCCGAGGAGGGUAAGGAGCGUCAGCUGAAUAAGUUUGACUACAUCAAAAUGUCGUUUAGCGGCCAUCGCAAUUCGCGCACCAUGGUGAAGGGCGCUUGCUUCUGGGGCGACGAUUACAUCAUGUCCGGCUCGGAUUGUGGCCACAUAUUCAUCUGGCAACGUCACACUGGGAAGGUGGUCAAGACAUUGCUGGCCGAUCAUCGUGUGGUGAAUCGUGUCCAGCCGCAUCCGACUCUGCCCUAUUUGCUCAGCUCGGGCAUUGAUUACAAUAUCAAGCUGUGGGCGCCAAUUGGAGCAAUUUCAACAUUUGAUGAAGCUGAAACAACAGCAUUAAUCAAGAGCAAUGAAAUCAUGCUGGUGGAGACACGCGACACCAUAACGGUACCUGCCCAGGUCAUGAUACGCAUUUUGGCCGGCUUGCGUCAAUAUCAUCGGAUUCGCCAUGCAUCCGGAACCCGUGGUCUGGGCGUCGAUAGCAGGCGUAGCCGCAACGAAACUCUUCGAGCCAUCGAGGCGAGCGCCGUUGUUGCUGCACAGGAAGCCCGGCGUCAUAGUAAUGCUCAGCGUAUUGCCGAUAAUAACAAUGUUAAUGAGGAUGCCAAUGUGGCGGAAGAUGAGGCUAACAACGAGGGCAAUGAUAAUGAGAAUGUCAGUGAUGCUAGCAAUACCAAUGAGGACACCACCAUCAGCAUCAUCAGCGCCAGCAACAGCAGCAGCAGCAGCAGCGUAAAUAACUCAAAUACAAACUAAAGAAAUCUUGUCAAUGAGAAAACUAUA